CUGACAGCUCUCGAACUUUUUUUUCGUCUUCAUCACCUCCCGUCUACAUCCUUUCCAUCAAAUCAUUGUACCAUAUUCAUCUGUAUUUGUCCACUGUAUUCUAUAGCUACCUGCCCAAUUGACUUUUGCCCUUGUCUUCCCUGCGUUACUCUUUCCGCUUCUCCUUGCAAAGCAGACAAGACAGAGCUACAGCUACAGCUUCGACAGCUUCAUCCAUCCACAGGUCCCAUUGACCAUUCCAUCUCGAUCCAACCCAGCCACCUCUUCACCGUCGAUUUUUCCAUCCCAGUAAGUGACCAUCAUCGUCAUCCAGCGGCCCUCUUCUUCCCGCACCACCUCGCAUUGGGUAGCGUUGCGUUGCCUUUGCGACUGAUUGAUUCCUUGCCUCGGGUCGUUUGGGGGUUGGCCCCCUCUCACCACCACCCCGGCUUGCCUCACCCAGCAGCUUCUUCCCUUUUCUUUUUUCGUCUUCGCCUUGCAUCAUCCACCGGGCAAAGGCCAGCCAUGCAACCAUGCAACCGAACCCCCUCGUCGCCUCCUGUCCCUAUUCCAUUCCUGUUGCCGUCGGCAGGCGCGCGCAUCGCCGCCGCCGCCACCAGGUUACGCUCUCACCUCUUGGGCUCCGGCGCUAGACUGUCCUGGGAAACUACUGACAACCUACCCUAGAAAAGAACCCCUCCAUUUAAGAAAACAUGCCCCACCUCAGACCUUUGACUUCUUCCCUCCUCCGCUCUGCUCAAUUCACCACCACUCCUCUUCGUACCCCAUCAUCCAAACGCUUCUUCACCCCUUCAGCUUUCAACAUGGGCAUCAAGACUUUCUUCGACGUCUCCUGGGAGGGACCUGAGGUUCAGGUCGACGGUAGCGGCAACGUCACCUCCACCGGCUCCGUGAAGCAACAAUCCGGUCGUAUCAACUUCGAGCUCUAUGACGAUGUCGUCCCCAAGACCGCCGAGAACUUCCGUGCUCUCUGCACCGGCGAGAAGGGCUUCGGCUACUCCGGCUCCAAGUUCCACCGUGUCAUCCCCCAGUUCAUGCUUCAGGGUGGUGACUUCACCCGCGGCAACGGCACCGGCGGCAAGUCCAUCUACGGCGAGAAGUUCAGCGACGAGAACUUCCAGCGCAAGCACGACCGCCCCUUCCUCCUCUCCAUGGCCAACGCCGGCCCCAACACCAACGGCUCCCAGUUCUUCGUUACCACUGUCGUGACCUCGUGGCUCGACGGCAAGCACGUCGUUUUCGGCGAGGUCUCCGACCAGGAGUCCAAGCGCAUCGUCAAGUCCAUCGAAGCCUGCGGCAGUGGCAGCGGUGCCAUCAAGUACAAGACCCCCCCUACCAUCACCGGUGCUGGCCAGGCUUAAGCGUGUCGCACGGUUUGGGAGUGAAUCAUGGCGUAGCAACCGUCCUUCGGGUGUUAUCAGUAGCCCUCUUUGCGGGGUAACGAAAGGGACACAAAAGUUCAUGAGUAGGAUUUGAUAGCACUUUAUGAAUGAAUGGCAGCGAUUACCUGACCA
Messenger RNA from Periconia digitata, 1514 nucleotides. NCBI's taxonomy places the organism in Eukaryota, Fungi, Ascomycota, Dothideomycetes, Pleosporales, Periconiaceae. The record is from the annotation of a GenBank genome assembly.